Uranotaenia lowii is the source of this 423-nucleotide messenger RNA. RefSeq lists its product as uncharacterized. The record is from RefSeq and is a predicted model, not a curated record. The transcript has a single exon. Bases 1 to 423 code for a protein of 140 amino acids. NCBI's taxonomy places the organism in Eukaryota, Metazoa, Arthropoda, Insecta, Diptera, Culicidae.
AUGGAUUCGACUGAUCCUAACCCAACUUCGGAUCAAUCCGCAAGAUCAAAUGGGACCACCAACGGGCUCCCCAGUGGACAGCAGUUCCACCCAGCUGGCAUGCAGCAACUUUUCAUUCGCCCCACACAGUUCGGUCAACAGCCACCGACGGGACUUACUUUUCAGUUCCCCGGGCAGCAGCAGCAACAGCAACAGCAGCAGCAAUCAUCGCACCAGUUUUCACCAACUUCCGACGCACUCCUCUCCCAGCUCCUCCAACAGCAGCAAGCAUUUGCGACACAAAUGCUGCACCAGCAGCAGGAAUUCAUGCGGCAACAGCAGGAAAUGUUCCUCCGUACGCUAUCAUCAAUUAGUGUGCAAAUUCCAUCAAACCCAGAAGUGAUUUUAGAUUCACUGUCGCAUCACAUUCAUGAGUUCCGGUAA